Messenger RNA from Hyaena hyaena (striped hyena), 5883 nucleotides. RefSeq names its product 6-phosphofructo-2-kinase/fructose-2,6-biphosphatase 2 (gene PFKFB2). The record is from RefSeq and is a predicted model, not a curated record. Bases 116 to 1726 code for a protein of 536 amino acids. The transcript is spliced from 16 exons. Gene Ontology annotation, cellular component: cytosol. Lineage: Eukaryota; Metazoa; Chordata; Mammalia; Carnivora; Hyaenidae. Gene Ontology annotation, molecular function: 6-phosphofructo-2-kinase activity; ATP binding; fructose-2,6-bisphosphate 2-phosphatase activity. Gene Ontology annotation, biological process: fructose 2,6-bisphosphate metabolic process; fructose metabolic process.
UCCCGGGACCCGGGCCACACUCUCCCGGCUCGCGUCCGCAGCGUAGCAGGGAAAGUGCCGGGGCCAGUGCCGGGAGGGAGCUUAGGAGGGCUCAUAGGACAUCUGAGGAGCUGCCAUGUCCGGGAAUUUUGCAUCUUCCUCAGAGCAGAACAACAACAGCUAUGAAACCAAAACCGCCAGUCUUCGAAUGUCAGAGAAGAAAUGUUCGUGGGCAUCUUACAUGACCAACUCCCCAACUCUCAUCGUUAUGAUCGGCCUGCCAGCCCGGGGCAAAACCUAUGUGUCCAAGAAACUCACACGCUACCUCAACUGGAUUGGAGUGCCCACCAAAGUGUUUAAUCUUGGUGUAUAUCGGCGUGAAGCAGUCAAGUCCUAUAAGUCCUAUGACUUCUUCCGGCACGACAAUGAGGAGGCCAUGAAGAUCCGCAAACAGUGCGCUCUGGUGGCGUUGCAAGAUGUGAAGGUGUAUCUUACUGAGGAAAGUGGGCAGAUCGCGGUGUUUGAUGCCACCAACACCACUAGGGAGAGGAGGGACAUGAUCUUGAACUUUGCCAAGGAGAAUUCCUUCAAGGUAUUCUUUGUGGAAUCUGUCUGUGAUGAUCCUGAUGUCAUUGCUGCCAACAUCCUGGAGGUAAAGGUGUCGAGCCCUGACUACCCUGAAAGGAACAGGGAGAAUGUGAUGGAGGACUUCCUAAAAAGAAUUGAGUGCUACAAAGUCACCUAUCGGCCCCUUGACCCAGACAACUAUGACAAGGAUCUGUCUUUCAUCAAGGUGAUAAAUGUGGGCCAGCGAUUUUUAGUGAACAGAGUCCAGGACUACAUCCAGAGCAAGAUAGUCUACUACCUCAUGAAUAUCCACGUGCAGCCUCGCACCAUUUACCUUUGCCGGCACGGAGAGAGCGAAUUCAACCUCUUGGGGAAGAUUGGGGGCGACUCUGGCCUCUCGGCACGGGGCAAACAGUUUGCCCAGGCUCUAAGGAAGUUUCUGGGGGAACAGGAGAUAACAGACCUCAAAGUGUGGACAAGCCAGCUGAAGAGGACUAUCCAGACUGCUGAGUCCCUGGGUGUAACAUAUGAGCAGUGGAAGAUUCUGAACGAGAUUGAUGCUGGCGUGUGCGAGGAGAUGACCUACAAGGAGAUUGAGAAGCAGUACCCAGAGGAGUUUGCGCUUCGAGACCAAGAGAAAUACCUGUAUCGAUACCCUGGCGGGGAGUCGUACCAGGACCUGGUGCAGCGGCUGGAGCCUGUCAUCAUGGAGCUGGAGCGUCAGGGCAACGUCCUCGUCAUCUCCCACCAGGCUGUCAUGCGCUGCCUCCUGGCCUACUUCUUGGAUAAGGGUGCAGAUGAGCUACCAUACUUGAGGUGCCCUCUCCAUACCAUCUUCAAACUUACUCCUGUGGCCUAUGGAUGCAAAGUAGAAACCAUUAAGCUCAAUGUGGAGGCUGUGAACACUCACCGUGACAAGCCAACCAACAACUUCCCCAAGAACCAAACCCCUGUAAGGAUGAGAAGGAACAGCUUUACGCCUCUGUCCAGUUCGAAUACAAUAAGGCGUCCAAGAAAUUACAGUGUUGGGAGCCGGCCCCUCAAGCCCCUCAGCCCUCUCCGUGCCCUGGACAUGCAAGAAGGGGCCGACCAGCCGAAGACCCAACAACACACCGUGGAUCUCAACAGAGGACAUGAGCUCAUGUGUUUCCAGACCAGUCUUAGCUGUUCUCCAGUAUGAAGCAUCUCUCCGCCCAGGGGCAAGUUGACCAGUGGCUGUUGCGGGACAUUUCCUCAGUUGGGAUGGUCUGGAGGAGGAGGAAAAGGGAUACACUCCCCUGGGUGCUUAGCGUAGCUGGCUCUGAGGUUAAGUAUGCCCCAUAGACUUGGUUUUUGUCCUGGGUGUCUAAACCCACUAAUGUCCUUGUGUUGGUAAAGUGGGGGGCAGGGCAGAGGGCGGACACAGAAGCCCAUUUUUCCUUCACUUCCAUUUCUUCAAGGUGUGCUCUACUCACAGUCCUUACUUGCCUGCUUUGUUCCCCCUCCCUCAUCUUCCCUUUGGAUUUUCCGGUGUGAUGCACGGCAUUGUCAUCGGUGUUUGUCGAGGUGGGAAGGGUGGUUGACAAGAGAGAAGUCAAGGCUCUGUUGACGCUCUCUGCAGGGGCCUUCAGUGGAUCUGGACUCCAGGAGCAUGAUUUUUCCCCCCUCUCCUUUCCUCAAGCCAGGUCGUGAAAGGGUCAGCCCCGGCCUCAGAACAUCCCACAGGUGCUCUGGAGCCUACAGGUGGACAUAGAGUGAGAGCUCGCGCCUCGGUUCACGAGACCCAGUGUGAAGCGUGCGGUGCCCUGGGGGAGUGGGCUCUGAGCUUGCGGGAAGUAUCUGGAUGGGUAAUUUUCCCUUCAGGAGCCCAGGCACAGGUCCUUCGGCGGCUGUGGAGUGAGGUUCAGGCCAGGACGGCCUCUGGCUCUUGCAGAGUCCAUGUAGGGCCCGCACGUCUUUUUUUUUUUUUUUUUUCCAGCGGCUCCCAGCUUUGCCAACCACAGCAGCUUUCCUGCCAAGGCCAGUGACCUCUGGGGCCAUUUAGAAGGACAGAGUUAAAGAGUCACCUCUGAUGGGAUUGCUCAAGCGGCAGAGAAGAGUUCACUAGAGCUGCUUCUGAUUUUUCCGUAAUUUUCAAUACACUCCCCUCUUUACGUUAAAACAAAUUAUGCAAGAGCAGUUGUUUUUCCUUUAUUCUAAAUAUGGAGGAGCCUGGUAAUGAAUUUAAUCUCCCUCGCUGGCAUAUUCUUUUAUCUCGUCUUGGUGUCCAGAAGUCUUUGGGGACCCUGAGGGGUCUAGCUUUUCAUGGUCUGGAAUUGCCUAUUCUCUUCUGUCAUGUUAUUUUCUCAGUAAGGUUAAUGUUUAGAGCAAGGGAUUCGUAUUAGCUCCUCGGUGACCCGUGACGGUGUACUGCCCCCACAGCCCCCUCCAGUUCUGUAUCUAAGGCAAGAACAUGUGUGCAGUUUUUGGAGAGAGAAGUCCAGAUCUCAUGAGAGUUUUUUAAAAAGUGAUGGAAUGAGUCCACACCUUGAAGUUCCUGAUUUGUCUUUUAGAGGGAACCUAUUUGCCAAGGGUGGUUUUGUUAGGUGACAGGUGACCUUUUGUCAUGGCUGUCACCUAGAAGCAGUCAUCAGGAUCCUCUGUAGAACUUUUGAAACGUAGACAUGCCUGGGUCCACUUCAGCCUUAACACUAACUCAGAAUCUUUGGGAUUGGGGUCUAGACACGCACGUGUUGAAGUAACUUCCUGAAUUUUGGUUCCUGCUGCAGGUUAUAACUCCAUUUUAUGAAGUUGUGGGGGAGAAGUACUGGAAUAGUUCCUCGGACAGGGCGUAGGCCUAAGAAUUCUGAAUCCCUCUUGGCUCCGAAGGGACAGUUCUUUGGAGUCAGAUGUGUGAGCAGAUCACAGUAUUAAACGAAGUGACGGCUGUGAAGGUAGUCUGCUGUGUUCUAGAGGGUUACUCUAGGUUCUAGUCCCAUCUUUAAUUCUUUGUAUUGAACAAGUCACCGUGUGAAUAAAUGUCCUUGGGUGAUAGCUGGGAAUUUUAAGCACUCUGGAUAAAGGCACAGAGAUAAAACCUGAGGAAGAUAAGGGUUAUCGUCACAGACAGCCUACUUGUGACCACGAGUCCUUUAUUCUUACGUUCUGAGUAGGACUUCACGGCCUUUCCAAAGGCUGCUUGCCUAGAUUCUGCUCCUAAUUGCGUCUAACCUGCUAUUCCUGUUUCGCUAUUACAUUCUGUGCCCAUAGUGGCUUUGUGGAGCUUGGGGGUGGUGGUGGGUUUGGGGGUAGAGUACACAGAGGUAGAAGAAAGGUCUUUGCCCUGAAGAAGGUUAUAAUAGAGACAGGGUGUAUAAUUUCUACUAAACGAACAUUUGUGAAAGCGUGACACAUUGGGUCUGUGCGUGUCGUGACAGACUUGAAAGAGCAGAUUGAGAACUAGCUUCUCUUGUCUUUUAAUCCUCAAAUUAGCAUUUAGCUCUUAUUAACUGUACUAUCUUUGGUUUCUAAAGAUAAAAACGUGCAUCAUGCUAAGGGUCCACCCUAUCUUACUGUCUCAGGUUUGUUUGUUUUCCUCCCAAGAAGUUAGAGUUAGGAAUACAACUUAUCUGUAUUCCUAGACUGAAUGGACGGGUGUAUCCUGGGAGGGUCUGGGUGUUCCUCUUUGCACCCCACAUUUGAUCUGCAGAGGCACUGGCAUUUAGAAGAGACAUGACAUAACCUUGGAAAUGGACCCACCUUACAGUCUUUCUGUGAGUAGGGGAUCUAGGUUCUGGAGAAGCUCAUUGGUGCUUGGGGUAGCCAAAGGAUGGGGAAGAGUGUCCAAUAAUUGAGAGAACUAUAUCCGGGUUACACAGUCUUAGGCACAUUCCACUGUUUGUGCUGUGUUCAGAGGCCACGUGUUUCUUCUCAAGAAAUGUGAUAAAUUUACCCAGGUUUUCUAGUAUGCAUUUUGACUUGGUCAUGUUUGAAAAUAUUUUAAUUUUGACAAAUAUCUAACAAUUGAGUCAGAUAGCAGCACUGGUAACCAGAUUGGGGUUGAUCUCUUACUUCCCACAGAGGUGACAUCAGAAGUAUGUCCAGGAAUUUAAUUUAGAUGCAUAGUGUCCAGAAGACUGUAUCAAGUAGUAGUAUAUAGAUGCUGACUGACUGGCAGACGUGGGUAGAGUCUGUACGUUGACUGACUGACUGAGAGACUAUGGUAGGGUCUGAUUGACAGACUCUAAUAGGGUCUGUGCUGACUGACUAACAGAUUCCAGUAGGGUCUGUAUGCUGACUGACUGACAGACUCCAAUAGGGUCUAUGCUGACUGACUGACAGACUCUAUUGGGGUCUGUAUGCUGACUGACAGCUUCUAGUAGGAUCUGUAUGCUGACUGACUGACAGACUCCAGUAGGGUCUGUGUGUUGACAGUCUGUCUUCUAAUUGUACCAGUGAAUUGUAUAUGCAUAUUAUUUAAUUCUGUGUCUGUUACAUGUGCCCUACAAAGAAAGGAAGUAAACACUUCACGUUUUGUUUUUUUUUUUAGGGUGACAUUCUGUACACUAUGAUUUUUAAUAGACCUUUCUUUUAGAGUAGCAGCCAAAUUCCCUUCAUUUUGUAGCAAAAGAUGAAAACAUCACUUGGGUUAUUAUUUUGUAAACUCAGCGAAGGAAAUGCCUACUCAAAGCCUGAAAUUGUUACCUCUGCCUGAAUUCCUUCCAUCCCUUCUCCCCCUUCUAGGCAGGACCUCCCUUUCAUGCCCUGUUUCUGAACCUCCUGUGUCCUCAGUUCCCCAUUAUGGGAGGUAGCAGUGAGUCAUGCUGCUGUGUCUGGCCGGCCAUGCAUUGGGCUCUUACUCAUAAUGUAAUACCUAAAAGUGCAAAGGAAAUUUUGCACUUAAAAACUGAUUUUAAGAGUUGCCAAAGUAUUCUUUCCAGUGAGCCUUUCACUGGGGAUCUAGGACCAAUAUUUACCAACUCGGUGUUUUUGUAUCUGAACUGCUUGUGUAUAUAUUUUUUCUUAUUGUGUUGGAAUAACAAAAUCAACUCAUUCUGGUCUGGUGAUGGUUUUACUGUGGCAAAAGCAAAGGACUGAUCACGAGCUGUGCCCCUUGGAGGGGGUUGGAGAUGGUUGAAGGGAAUGGACUGAAUUGGGAACUCACGUACUAGUUAUCCUACGGAUUUCCUAGGCACAGCUCUGGUGAAAAAGGAAUGUGAGUCCUUACCAGCGUUCUGAUUUAAUCUGGUGACAUUGAUAUCAAAAUAUGCCACUCAGAUCCACAGAAGGUGUGUAUAACUAUAUUUAAAAUGUUUUUUUUUGUGUGUGUGUUUGUGUGUGUAGAAUGGGUAAAUAAAAUUGUUGUGUAACUUGAACCUA